Nicrophorus vespilloides is the source of this 1755-nucleotide messenger RNA. RefSeq names its product leucine-rich repeat-containing protein 15-like. The transcript has 2 exons. The record is from RefSeq and is a predicted model, not a curated record. Lineage: Eukaryota; Metazoa; Arthropoda; Insecta; Coleoptera; Silphidae. Gene Ontology annotation, molecular function: protein binding. The annotation marks the transcript as partial.
UCCGAUCAUUUUAUCUGAAUCUGUUGUAGCCGUCGCCGCAGCGCUACUGCACGUAGUGGGGAAUUAAAACGUCGCUCGUACAACCUAUAGAGACGAUCGCAAUAUCAGGUUUUUAGUCUUGAGUGGAAUGUGCGAUGUGAUCCCUGUGUUGUUGAAGUUGAUCGAAAGAACGAAACAAAGACGCGCGCCUCAUAAGUGAUACGCCUACCUGAUGUGAACCAUAUCGUAACAGAACUCAUAUAAGUGCAGAGAUGAUAAUAGUUCAUCUAUUAUCAUCACUAUACAGAGGGAAUACGUAAAUUGCGGAUCAAUAGUGCUAUUGCUGAAUAGCGGUCAACUUGCGAGGAGUGGCAAAAGCAGUACGCUUGAGAAAGAAAGAGAAAAGUGAAGAUGUGGUUGAAAUCAUGUUCGAUUUUCGUAUGUCUUUUGGUGUUGACGUGCGCUCAGAAGACAUGUGAUCAGGUGAACACGACAUGCAGUUGCCACAUGGUCAGUUUGGGGGGUCUAAGCACAAAACUGGAUUUGUCAUGUCCCUCCGACCGACAGGAUCACGCGCUAUUUACCUACCUGGAUCAGAAGGUCGAGGUCAUCUGCAAACAGACGACCUUUUCCGAGGACGGCUUCAAGCUGGUUCCGAUCCAUCCACGACCUACGCUCAAUUUCCUUCCGAAUCUCAACGAGACCUAUCUGAAGUCGUACAAGAUUCGCGAAUGCCCAUUGACCGAUGAUUCUUUUGAUACAGUUUGGCAUCCGAUGGGCGUCGAUAAUCUAGAGGCGUUGGUCAUCGAGAAUACGGCAUUCCCCAAGAACAAACUUGAAGAUUACUACUUCCACGCCAUCAGCAAUCACCUGGUGAAUCUAUCACUUCUCGGCGUGCAAUUGGAAGAGAUCGACAAAGAGGUAUUCGCCCUGAUGAAGAACCUGGAAACGCUCGACAUCAAUCAAAAUCGUCUAACCAUAUCCGAACACCAGUUUUCGCAUUUAACAAACUUGCUGGAUCUUCGAUUACACAAUAAUUUAAUUGAGUUUAUACCGAGUACAGCUUUCAAAGGCUUGAAGAAAUUGGUUGUGCUCCAUCUGUGGUCUAACCUGAUAACAAGUUUGAACCCAGAUACCUUCUCCGACUUAAUCAGCGUCAAUUCUCUAGAAUUAUCCGACAACAAACUGGAGUAUUUACCCGAGGAUAUUUUCGCGAAUAUGAAGCUCCUGCGCUUACUCAACUUGGGACGCAACGAUAUUUCGAAAAUUCCACCCCGACUGUUCGCAAACAAUCGUUUCUUGGAAAAAGUCAGAAUUGAAAACAUGAAGGGCAUUACCUCGCUUCCAGAUGGUUUCUUCUCCAACUACACCUACUUGGAGGAAGUGAAAUUGAUGAAUUGUUCUCUCAAUAAUUUAAGCGAAGAUUUGUUCAGAAAUUCGCACGCUCUGAGGAUAAUUCACCUGCAGUAUAACGAUAUAGACAGUCUACCUACGUUCAUCUUCGAGGGGUUGAAAAAUGUUGUAGAAUUGAAGUUGAACGGAAAUAAAAUUAAGGAACUGAGCGGGAAUUUGUUCAAGGAUUUGGUGAAUCUGGAGAUUCUGAAUUUAGGCGAAAAUAGGAUCAAGAUUGUGCCUGCCAAUAUGCUCACAGGUUGCAAACACCUGAUCGAGCUUCAUCUCAACAACAACGAUAUCGAUAGUCUUGCAUUGAACACGUUGUAUGGCUUGGAUGAACUGACGACGAUCAAUUUAUCCUUCAAUAAUAUUGAUUUCGAA